CAUUUUUAAAUUCAGUUUUCCUUUUUCUUUUCCUUCCAUAACAAUUAAUCCCGGUUUUCAUAAUUCCGAAAAAAAAAAAAUUUCCCUGCCCUCGCAGCUAUUUAAACCCCCCCCCGGCCGUUCUCCCCAACCCAUUCCCAGAAUAAACAGAGCUUUUUUCCCAGUUCAAACCCCCACUGCCCCCCGGAAAAAGGAAACCACCAUGAUUGCCUACUUGGAACGAGUUUCAAUACCAGAACCAAACAACAAUGAAGACGACGACGUCUCACUCCUCCGGAACAGUUUAGAAGACUUGCAACUCCAGGGCAGCAUCGACUACGGCCCUACUGGCUCAGCCAGCAAAGAUUUUGGCGGCAUGCAGAUAACGAAGCCGUUAGCAGUUAUAAGACCCGCCGGCGCCGAAGAUAUUGCUAAGGUCAUCAAGCUGGCGUCACGCUUACCCAAUUUAACGGUGGCCGCCAGAGGCAACGGCCAUUCCAUUAACGGCCAAGCCAUGGCGGACAGAGGCCUCGUUAUCGACAUGAAAUCAAUGGAGAGCUAUAACAAAAUUGAGGUCCGCCGCCACCCUCCGUGUGCUGACGUGGGCGGUGGGGCAUUGUGGGCUGACGUCUUGAAAUGCUGCGUUCCCUUCGGGUUGGCUCCCCGGUCCUGGACUGACUAUCUUGAUUUAACGGUGGGGGGAACGCUGUCCAACGCCGGCGUCAGUGGCCAGGCUUUCCGGUAUGGGCCUCAAACCGAAAACGUAACGGAAUUGGAGGUCGUUACAGGCAAAGGUGAAAUUGUAACGUGUACCAGAAAUGAAAAUUCGCAGCUUUUCUUCAGCGUUCUCGGCGGACUUGGCCAGUUUGGUAUUAUCACCAGAGCUCGGGUUUUACUCCAGCCCUCUCCACAAAUGGUUAGAUGGAUAAGGGUGGUGUACAGCGAGUUUAGCGAGUUCACUCGGGACGCUGAGUUGCUGGUGAGUCAGGAGGAGGGGGGUGAAUCGUUCGACUACGUGGAAGGGUUUGUAUUCGUGAACAGUGAUGACCCGGUCAACGGGUGGGCAUCUGUACAGUUGGAUCCGAACCACCCGUUUGACCCCGCCGGUAUCCCAACCUCCGCUGGCCCGGUGCUCUAUUGCCUUGAACUUGUCUUGCAUCAUCGGGAAAAUGACCGUCCCUCCUCUGUUAAUUUGGUGGUGGAUAGAUUGCUUGGACAGCUGAGAUUCUGCAAGAAAUUGAGGUUCGAAGUGGACCUGAAAUACGUGGAGUUUCUGUCUCGUGUCAAGGUUGCAGAGCAGCAGGCUAAGGCCAAUGGCAUUUGGGACGCCCCUCAUCCCUGGCUCAACCUCUUUGUCUCCAAAAGGGACAUUGCCGAUUUUGAUCGUUUGGUCUUUAACACCAUUUUGCAGCACGGAAUUGGUGGCCCAAUCUUGGUCUAUCCUCUCCUCCGCUCCAAGUGGGAUAGCCGUGCUUCUGUUGUAUUGCCUGAAGGAGAUAUCUUCUAUUUAGUGGCAUUGCUACGUUUUAGUCCUCCCUAUCCAAAAGGACCACCUGCAGAAGAUUUGGUUGCCCAGAACCGUAGAAUCCUCCACUGUUGUACCAGAAAUGGAUUGGACUUCAAGCUGUAUCUCCCUCAUUACAAGUCCCAAGACGAGUGGGAGCAACAUUUUGGAGAUCAAUGGACUAGAUUCAAGGACAGAAAAGCCUGUUUCGAUCCCCUGGCAAUACUUGCUCCUGGACAGAAGAUUUUCCCCAGGAAUCAUCAUCAUCAUCAUCAUCAGUCCUAGUGGUGGGAUGAUUGAUUUUCAUCACCAACCUAUAUACCAUUACCAGCCCUUCAUUUGUUGUUUUCUGAUUCUUCUUCGGUUUACCAGUUUUGCUUUCGAUUUCAUUUGUUCAUUGCUAUUGAUUAAGAUGUAGUCGUCAUCAUUAAUGUAAAUGAAUAUUUUCAGAAAGAAAAGGUAUCGCAAGUGUUACCUUCUCAAUAAUUUUCCAAAAUCUGAA
This is a messenger RNA of Coffea eugenioides, 1985 nucleotides long. RefSeq names its product cytokinin dehydrogenase 7. The record is from RefSeq and is a predicted model, not a curated record. The transcript has 4 exons. Gene Ontology annotation, molecular function: cytokinin dehydrogenase activity; FAD binding. Gene Ontology annotation, biological process: cytokinin metabolic process. The coding region runs from base 203 to 1768 and encodes 521 amino acids. NCBI's taxonomy places the organism in Eukaryota, Viridiplantae, Streptophyta, Magnoliopsida, Gentianales, Rubiaceae.